CUCCAUCAAGCAGUGAUUGAGGUCAAGAUCACAGUAGGCUACUCCUCUUACUUCCACUGAACCCAGCAGAAGAGUGAGGAGGACAAGGAGGAGCUGCUGGUGCCUUUAGAUGUGAAACUACUACAGAAAUCAUGGCCACCAAUGUGUUGAAGCAUAAACCUUCUUCAGAAACCAUGCCAAUGUCUGCACAGAAUUGUAGAACGACUUCAGAAGCCAUGUCCUCCUUUGCGUUGAAGUGUAGGCUUACUCAACAGGGCACAACAGGGUGCGAGGUCCUGCACCCCUCUGAGAUUGCUACCUUGACUGCCUUUAGAAGUAGUCCUAGUCCAGAGGAUUUGCCCACCCGAAAACAGGGCUCAAAGUAUGAGAUCCUACAGCCCCAGGUCCCUGGUGCCUGUACUGUCUUGAGAUGUAAGUCUGCUCCAGAGGAACCUGAAGGCAUGUCCAAAUCUUAUCAGCGCAAAAAGUGUGAGGCUCCACACCCACCAGAGGCUGGUGCCUCUUCUGCCUUGACAUGUAGACCUACUCUCCCCUGCAGUAUCCUGCAGACUGGCCAAGAAGUCAGGAAUUGUAUGGGUGACACAGGGCGCUGUGGUCACGCCAACGCAACUGAGGUGAACUCUCUCAUGGGAACUGGAAAGUGCAGAGGACGGUUUCUGCCAAGUGUCUGUGAAUCAGAGCAUGCCCAGACAGCCAGGGUUGAAGCAUCUGACCCAUGGCGUUCUGCUAGUGUCAGACGCAGCCCUGAGGGCAUCUCAUUCAGGAUUGAACUCGGAGGUGAUACAACUCUACACAACACCUUUCAGCGGGAAGAUGCAACCAAUACCUCUUCCGGCAAUCAACAUUGUAGCCAUACCUCUAGAAGACGGCAGCAGUGGGAUGUUGGAUUCAAUGAUCUUCACAGAGAGGACAGUCGAAUAAGUACUACAACAUGCAGCUGCAACAUAUCCUCUGCGGUUGAGGCACUAAGGCGCACAAUGGAAAGGAUGGUUCUGUGUGUAGACAGUGCUGCAACAGUCCAGGAGACAGUUAGGUCCCUUUCCACAAGUGGAAUUCUUCAACCACUCAUCCAACACCUCAUAGAUCAUCUCAUAGAGGAGGCCACGUCUUGUGGUGAAGCACCUACAGGUCACCCGGUCUUUCGUGCUGAGAACUCUGUCUCUGACCCCGUCCUUUCUAUGACUCAAGAGGAAGACUGGAGUCUGCAGGGCCAAGUCAUGGAGAGGGAUCAAAAGUUAAUUCGUGCCUUCAGCCAAAGAUUCAUUCGUUCUCUGUUGAAAGAGCUAUUGAUCUCCUUACAUGAUCGCUGGGGGGAGAACAAAAGAGCUACUUGCUAUUCCAGGACACCUUCUGCAAAGGUGUGCGCUGAGGUUCGGCAGGUGUUUACAGAGGUCUUGGUGCAAGAUGUGACGGCAUCCUUAUCCAAGAGCAAGGUGUACAGCUUCGUAUCGCCCUCACCCUCUCCAUCAACAGAUUCUUUACUCUCUUCUUCCAGCCUGGCCAGUGAAGUCACCACUGACAUCACACCCGUGACAACGACACAGAUUGUCUCCUCGGUGGUAGCAACACCACACACAUCCAGUCCAACAAACCCCUGGGGGGAAGACUAUCAGUCUUUGGUUUCGACGCUGGUAUGGCAGCUUCUGUUCAAGAUUAGCCAGUUCACUGUGCCCAUGGAAGCCUUGGCCCGAACGCUCACCAACCGGGUGCUGUUUGAGUUCUGCACAAUGUCGGGUCUCUAUAAAACAGACGCCUAUCCGCUGUCGCUAAUGGUCCAAAACAUCUACCGGGACAUAUACGCAAAGCUGCUCGUCGAGUUUGGGACCAAGGAUAACCUUCGUAGAGCCCUUGUGGCCAGGCAGCUGUCAUUCAGCAGGAGCAUAGUGGGUCUGCUAUGCGACGAGCUACUCUGGCAGUGUCGACAGGAGAAGAUGGUGGGUGUGUUUGCUCUGAACCAGAACAGGAAGGAGGCAGUAUUAGUGGCUAAAGUGGACAGUAACAACAGCAGCCCUCCAAAGACUCCGCCCUCAGCCAAAGUGUCCUCUUUCUUCAAGGGAAGGCACUCUGUCAAGAAGCUGUUUGGCAGAACCAACAGAGUGGAGCCAGCAUGCGGAGCAGUCAGUACACCUGCUCAAAGUUGUGAUGAAGUGUGUUCUGAAGGAAACAACCUCCCCGUUGUGUGUGAGAGUGAAGAGAUCACAGGAGGAUCCCACCACUUGGUUAGAGGGCAUUAACCAACAAGGAGACUUAAGAGGAGAGUUCAGAAGUCAUCGUCUGUACUGAAUGACCAACAUU
This is a messenger RNA of Engraulis encrasicolus (European anchovy), 2295 nucleotides long. RefSeq lists its product as uncharacterized. The transcript has 3 exons. The record is from RefSeq and is a predicted model, not a curated record. NCBI's taxonomy places the organism in Eukaryota, Metazoa, Chordata, Actinopteri, Clupeiformes, Engraulidae. Bases 132 to 2234 code for a protein of 700 amino acids.